Molecule: messenger RNA, 2772 nt
Organism: Sugiyamaella lignohabitans
Lineage: Eukaryota; Fungi; Ascomycota; Dipodascomycetes; Dipodascales; Trichomonascaceae
Gene: KAP104
Product: Kap104p
Exons: 1
Coding region: 1-2772 (923 amino acids)
Biological process (GO): protein import into nucleus
Cellular component (GO): cytoplasm; nucleus
Molecular function (GO): nuclear import signal receptor activity; small GTPase binding
Source: RefSeq, a predicted model, not a curated record
AUGUCUUGGUCACCUCAACCAGAGGCACUUAGCCAGUUGGCACAAGUGCUAGCCCACUCGACGUCUUCAUCUAAACAGUAUCGAUCACAAGCUAGGAAGGCUUUAGAUGAUGCCAAAUCCCAACCUGAUCUGGACAACUAUUUGGCAUAUUUACUGGUUAAUCACUCAGACGCUGUUGGUCAAGAUGUUCGUGGUACCGCUGGUCUGCUACUAAAAAAUAAUAUUAGACCCAGGUACGCCCAACUACCAGCCGAAUCACAGAAUUAUAUCAAGACUGAAGUCCUGAAGGGACUAACUGAUCCAGUUUCCCUAGUGCGUAAUGUUGCUGGAAAUGUUAUUACUACACUUGUUUCAGUAGCGGGUAUUGAAGGUUGGCCUGAAGUGCUACCCAAUCUUAUGUCAAUGGCAGAGACUGGAGAUGUUCGAGCUCAAGAAGGCGCCAUGAGUGCGCUAGCCAAAAUCUGCGAGGACUCCGCUUCGCAAUUGGAUGCUGUAUAUGACGGCCAACGACCACUCAACUUUAUGGUACCAAAGUUUCUUCAGUUUACUACCUCAUCAUCCCCAAAAGUCAGGAGUCAGAGCAUCUUUUGUCUUACUCAGUUUAUAUUGAUUUCUUCGCAGGCGUUAUUGGCCCAUUUGGAUACAUUUCUUAAUACUCUGUUUUCUUUAGCGAGCGACAACGAUUCAGAUAUAAGGCGUAACAUCUGCUCGGCGUUUGUAUUACUGCUCGAGGUUCGUUCAGAUAAAUUGUUGCCUCAUUUAGAAGGUGUUAUCAAUUACACCCUGCAUUGUAUUAAAGAUGAAGACGAGCAAUUGGCAUCUGAAGCAUGCGAAUUCAUUCUUGGAUUAGCAGAGUCAUCUGUUCCACAAGAUCAAAUUGAACCACACUUACCAAAAAUACUUCCUGUUAUUCUUUCGACUAUGGUAUACUCUGAAGUUGAUAAAUAUAUUCUAGAGGGUAUUGAUGAGGACGAUGCCCAAGUGGCUGACAAGGCAGAGGAUGUUAAGCCUGUAAACAUCAAGUCGAAAAACGCUCAUUCUGUGGAGAAAAAGACUGGCGAGGAUGACUCCAGUAAGCAUAAAGAAUCGAAAAGUUUGCAUUAUGAAGAGGAAGACGGGGUAAAUGAUCAAGAUGACCAGGAUGAUGACGACGAUGAAGAGGAUUUCGAAGGUGGUCUGGAAGAGUGGAAUCUUAGAAAAUGUUCCGCUGCUGCACUUGAUGUUUUUGCUAGUAAUUUUGCUGAUACAGUUGUUCAAAUAUCACUUCCUUAUCUUACUGAAAAUAUUGUUUCAAGUGAGUGGUCUAUUCGUGAGGCGGCUAUUCUAGCCUUUGGUGCUAUUGCUGAAGGAUGCGUGUCACAAGUCGAUGUUCAUUUACCACAACUCAUCCAGUAUCUAGUUGCUCGCCUUGGUGAUAAAGAAGCGCCAGUAAGACAAAUUGCAUGCUGGACACUGAGCAGAUAUAGUCCUUGGGUGGUCGACCAUUCCAAGACCGACCAUCAGCAAUAUUUUGUUCCUGUAUUAGAGGGUCUGCUCAAGUGCUGUUUAGAUCGAAAUAAAAAAGUUCAAGAGGCUGGAUGCAGUGGGUUUUCUGUAUUUGCUGAGAAUGCCAGGGAAAGUAUCCUACCAUAUCUAGGUGUGUCUCUCCAACAACUAUCACUAUGCUUCAGGAAAUAUCAGGCCAAAAAUAUGCUGGCAUUAUAUGACACAAUCCAGACCUUGGUUGACAGCGUUCCAGAGGGAAUCAGUGAACCUCAACAUAUUGGUCUUAUUCUUCCUCCCCUACUAGAAAAAUGGAGUCAGAUGAAGGAUGAUGAUCGUGAUCUGACACCUUUGCUGGAAUGUCUAUCAACGAUUACUGCCACGGCUGGGGAGCAGUUCAGCCCUUAUGCCCCUACUGUCUUCGAACGGACUUGUGCCAGUUUAAAGAAUAAUCUUAUCCAGGAGCAGGCUUACCAGCAGGAUCCAUCUUCUGUGGAUGGUCCAGAUAAGGAUUUUAUUAUAACUAAUUUGGAUUUAUUGGAUGGCAUAGUCCAAGGGCUUGGCGAGCACGCUUCGCAACUCAUUUCGCAAGCCCAACAGCCACCGUUUGUUGAGAUGGUCCUUGCAUGCUUCCAGGACGAACUUUUAGAGGUAAGACAGUCUGCAUUCGCACUGUUAGGAGACAUGGCCAUUUACACAUAUGAUCAGUUGAAGCCCUUCAUAAGCACAAUUCUUCGUGAGACAAUUAGUCAAAUUGAUAGUUCAAACCCGCAUGCUGCUGCUGUUUGCAACAAUGCUAUCUGGUCUGCUGGUGAAAUUGCUCUUCAAAUCACUCGUGAGGAAAUUGAACCGUUUGUUCAAGAACUUUUGCAAAGACUUGUACAGGUUCUUCAGUCGCCAGCUGUUGAUACUGUGUUGGAAAAUGCUGCCAUUGCCAUCGGUCGUUUGGGUAAAGUAUGCGCUGACAUUGUGGCACCGCACAUUGGUUUGUUCAUCGAUAAAUGGUGCACUAGCAUUAAGUACGUCGAUGAGACCGAUGAAAAAGAUAGCGCAUUCCAAGGAAUUUGCCACAUUAUUGCUGCCAACCCAUCAGGUCUCUCAAAUGAGAAAUCGCUACUUGUUUUUAUUGACACCAUAGCAAUUUACAACGAACCAAGUCAUGCUCUUGCCAUGCUCAUUUCUAAGGUUUUAGAGGGUUACAAAGGUUUCAUCUCUGAUUGGGACAAAAGAGUCAUGGCACAACUUAGUCAAGAGAGUGCAAACAGCCUUCGUCAAAGAUAUGGCCUCUAG